Messenger RNA from Cataglyphis hispanica, 4980 nucleotides. It is a transcript of the gene Tti1, whose product is annotated as TELO2-interacting protein 1 homolog. The record is from RefSeq and is a predicted model, not a curated record. Gene Ontology annotation, biological process: chromatin remodeling. Lineage: Eukaryota; Metazoa; Arthropoda; Insecta; Hymenoptera; Formicidae. Gene Ontology annotation, cellular component: cytoplasm. Bases 1 to 3168 code for a protein of 1055 amino acids. The transcript has 13 exons.
AUGGAAAAAUCUGACAUACAAACUUUCCUGGAGCUGAAAUCGUGCUGCGAUAAUCUCAUAAAAAAUCCUACUAAGGAACAUGCAUAUAGAAUUGCGACAGUGGCCAAUAAUAUCUCCAAUGAAGUUGUCCAGAACUUGUCAGAGUAUUGUUUGUUUCCCAUUAUUACUUCUCUACGAAACAACAGCUUGAGUAUGAAUGUAAAAGAGCAAUUGGUGAAGACUAUGAGAGUUAUAAUACAGAAGACUAGAAUUACAAAAUUAAAGCACUUUUAUGAUAUUUAUGACUCUUUGUUACUUCAAAUUUUUGAUAAAAGUCAGCCAAAUCAUGUAAUUAUGUUUCAUGAGGAACUUAAAGAAGCAGUAACUUUAUGUAUCAAAGACCUCAUUCACCAAAGCUUUAGCGAUGUUAUUGAGUUGCUUUAUACUAAAGAGAAUAUAUUGAAACUUGGUCAAGGAAUAUUAUUAUGCUUAACAAUUGCAAGAAUGGAAAAAUCAUCUAUUGUAAAACUAGCAGGAAUAGAUGCAGUAAUGGUUCUAUGUCAUGUCGAUGACAAAAUAGACAAAUCUGAUAUCAUUAUACAAGAAAAAGUAGCAGAUACCAUUAUGGCAUUUUUACCUGGUAUUGUUAGUGGACUACAGGAAAUAGCAAUGGGAAGUGAAGUUCAAAAUCAUAAGGUUACAAUGAUGGCAGUUCGAGCAUGGGGAAGAGUCAUAUCUCUUGUAAUGCAUGAUAAAGAGGAAGAAGACAUUGCAUUAUCUAUAGAAACACUUAUGAAAAAAGAUCACAAUCUCCUUAGCGAGGCAUCGCACACUACAACAUAUAAUGGAAAAUGUGAUAUAAAACACAAUCUAAAGGGAGCUACAAGAAAUAAGGAAUGGUUUGAAGCUGCAGCUAUUAAGCUUGGUGCUUGUAUACAGCUUGUGGACAAGAUCAAGAGUCAUUCACAUUAUAAAGUUAGAAGAGAACUGGUAGAAAGUAUCAAUCUUAUACUUGAAAAUUGUUCUAGAAACAUGAAACCAAAUAUUAUGGCAUUAACGGAUUAUUUGAUUUCCUUAUCUGAAGAUGAAUCCAUAGAAGUUAGUGAAAAAGCACAUAAUGUGCUAUACAGUUUAAGUGAAAACUGUAUGCAAAAUCACAAUAUGAGACCACUAAUUGAUUUAUUGGAAGAUAAGUUUUAUAGUUUACUUACAAGAUUGCCCACAUUUGUCAGACGGACAGAUGAUAAUGAACAAUUAGCAUCUUUGAAUCAAUUUGCUGGUUAUCUAAAGCUGUUUGGAAAACAAAGAUUACCUCAUAUUAUGAGAUCACAGGCUCAUAUACGAAGAUUACUUUUAGCCCUUGUAUAUAUUAUGGCGUUAGAUUGCAAUGAUGUAUCUCCUUUACUAACAACAAAUAUGAAAGAUUUAGAUGAUCCCGCGUAUUUCUACGGAUCGGAUUCAUGGAAACAAUUUAAAUUUAUCAAAAACAAUUCAUGUAGAGAGAAACUUAUCACAAUAUGCAAGUUGCUUGGAGAAUUUGGGGAUUUUAGGAUAUUAGUCGAUACUAUUCUUGAACUUAUGUCGGAUGCAUCACAACACAGGAAAGAAUUGACUUUGCUACUUAACUGGAGCUUAGUUUCUGUUCAAGAUCCAUCUGUUUCACAUUUAUACAAGGAAAUUGUGGACUUUUAUACAAUGCAGGAAGUAUGGUACUUGCCCAUAGAAGUAUCUAAAGAUACUCCUUUGGUGCAGGCACAGAGUAAUAUAGUACAGUGCUGUCUUUUGAUGGAAGGAUUAGGCUAUAUAGCACAAAAUUUACAAUAUGACUAUGACAGAUAUCUUUUGAAAACUUUGUACAUAAUUAUUGAAAGAGCAGGUAGUGGAAAUGGUUUGAUCAGUUAUAUCGGAGUGCGUACUCUCGAAAGUAUCGCGGAGACGCAACAACAUAAGACGAUUGGCGAUCUGUUACGUGCGAAUGUAGAUUAUUUUUCUUAUCACAUUUUAAUGAAAUUACGCCAAGUAGCUCGUAAUCCUGGCGUACUCGAUGUUAUAGAAGUUGUUAUGAAAUAUAGCAAAUUAGACUUCUUACCACAUUUAAAGGGAAUUGUGGAGGAUGUACUUAGGCAAUUAAGUAUGCCUUAUCAUCAAAAAGAUACUUAUUCCUUCUUAAAAAUAUUUCAUACGUUUAUCGCGUGUGUGAAAAUAUUAAUAAGUUGGGAGGACACAAAAGAAAUAAUAAAGAAAGAAGACACACAAACUACAAAUAACCUUUCGGAGACAAUUAUCCUUUCUUUGCUAGAAUACUAUAAAGCAAAGAAGAUUGAUGAAAAUUUCGAAGAUAAUAUUGAAGAGACAAAAUCAAAUGCAAAUGUUCCAAAUUUUGAAGAACUAACAGAAGAGACAAAUGAAGAUUACUCUAAUCUGAAUGCAGAAGAUGAAAAAGACAAAAAAUUACCAAUCCACAUAAAGAUAAUCCUAGAAGUUAUGAAACGCUGUUUACAUUUUUUACCUUUGAAAGAUAUACACAUAUCAUUAAUGGCAAUGCAAACGCUUCAAGAAGGUCUACCAAUGUUAGUGAAAUGGGAGAAUGAACUAUUACCUAUUGUGCAUCAACUAUGGCAUCCGCUAAUCGAUAGAUUUAACGAUAAAAACGUUCUUGUGAUUAAUCGUUCGUGGCAACUUUUGCAUGUACUUGCCGAUAUAUCAAAUGACUUUAUCAGAAACAGAACUCUACGGCAGGUAUUACCAUGCGUAUUUAAAUUUUUGACCGAAUCUUCCACAGAAAGCAUUGAUAAAAGUUCUUUGAAUAUUUAUAAGUUUACGCAAACCUAUAAAUUACAAUAUGAAUUAUUAUCUACAUUGGGGUUAAUCGCCCGGCUCCUAAAACUUUGUGAGCGGGAAUUAUGGCAAAUAUUAAGUAAUACACAAUUGUAUCUUAGUGCUCGACAAAAUUCUAUGUUACAGAUGUGCUGCGUGAAAUUAUACAAAGAUAUUGCCGAUUAUAAUGGAGAUAUUGCAUGGUUGAAAUGUCUUAGUAUUUGGAAUUCAAAAAUUGCACCAAUAACACCUGAUGCAACAAUUGACAUAAAUAAUCUGCUGGAUUCAAAUGUUGCUCGAUCAAACAAGUAUUAUAAAAAUUUAAACGAAAUUAUUAUAUACAUCCAAAAAAGGAUAUCUAUUGUUAAAUAAACGUAUAUAUUAAAAAUAUAAGAGUAAAUAUAAGACACAUUAUAUUUAAGAAGAACUGUAAUAAAGUAUUGGGGUCUUAAAAAUGAUACAAGUGAACAACAUAAAUAUUGGUCUAAAAUUUUUCAAGGCAACAAUGCACUAUUCAAGUUACAAAAUGCCUUUAUUCUUUGUAGAAUUAAAAUGGUAUAAAAUGUUAAUUAUAUAUAAAAGAUAUAGAUUAUUAGAAUUGUUGAAACAUACAUGGAUGAAUAAUAUUUAUGUAGAUUCAUACACAUCAAAAAGUAGUGAAAAAAUUUUGACACAAUUUUUUUAUUUAUAUAAUUCUAACAGAUUUUAUAGUUAUAUAUAUAUAUAUAUUUUUUCCACAUUUUACAAUAAUUUAUGUAUAAUAAAUUAAACUUCUUUUCAUUAUCUACAAAGCGAUAUAUUACUUCAUCAAAACAGAGAUGUACUAUGGUGAUGUACAAUAUAUGUGUGUGUAUGUGUGUACACACGUAUAUACGCGUGUAUAUAUAUCUAUACAUAUAUAUAUAGAUACGCUUGAUGAUAUUUACAUAUUAUCUCUUCUGUUUUUCAUAUCAAUUUUAAUAUGUAUGUGAUAGUGAAUACUGUAUUUUUGAUACAUUCCCAUUUAUAUUAAUCUUGAUGCUUUUUUUUAGAUCGCUUUUAUCUGAUUUUGCGACUAUAAUUGGACAAAAAUUAGAAAUGAAUGCUAUGAUAAUUAAAAGUUAUCUAAAUUCUAUAACUUUAAAAAAAAAAUUUAAGAUUCUUGAGAUGUAUUUGAAUAUAAUUUAGUAAUUUCAUAGCUACUAUUCCCUAGAUAAAAAAAAUGCUAUAAAUGCAAAUAAUUAAAAGACUAUUUUUUCAACAAUCCACUAUUUUUCUUUCAAUAGAAUAUCAUUUAAUUUUCUUUCAAUAGAAUAUUAUUUAAUUUUUUGAAGUUGCAGAGAUAAUAUACAUUUCAGUGAUAAGUAAUAAAAAUAUUCAAAGAUAUUUUUUUUUUUAAUUUUUCAUCAAACUAAGGAAAUAUUAUACAAUAAAGAAUUCUUUUAUAAGAUCAUCACAUUUCUUUACAUGAUAUUUCUUGCAAGUAUUAUAAAUUAUAUUUUUUUAAGGAAAUUUAUCUGUUUGUAAAGUUGAGCUUAAAGAGGAUACUUUGCAAGAAAUUUCAAAUGUACAAGUGUAUAUAAAGUGCGUAAACUUCUUACAUACAAUAUGUUACAAAGAAUUAUGAAUUACAGGUACACAGAGACGAAUGCAAAAUAUACUGUUCUUCAAAAAGAUUCUAGAUUACAUUUCACAAUCGCGAAUUUGAAAUCAUAUAAGCAAUAUUUAUGUGUAAAUGAGAUUAUAUUAUUUAAUAUAAGACAGUCACAUAUUUUCUUUUUGCAUGUUAAACAAAUAUUUUUUUAUAUAUAUUUUUCAGCGCAUUGUUCAGUAUCAUACACAUUAACAUUUCAAUAUUCUCACUGUGAAAUGCAUAUUAUGAUCGUAAUUUUAUUUAUAUUUAUAAAUUGAUGAUUCCUACUUUGAUUUAUAUUGAAGAUUUAUAGGUAUCUUGAAAGAAAUAUCUUGUGCCUUUUACAAAAAUUGCUGUACGAUUAAUAAAAUAGCAAUUAGAAACUUUGAGUACUCAGUUUUGAGUUAUCAGGUAUUUAUGUAUAGUUUAAUGAUCGAUGAUCAUAUGGUCCGUUCUCAUUAUACUGAUCAACACAGUUUAAAAGAUUCAGAAAGAUUUUCACAAUACCUAUUCUCAUUUUCUGUAUUAUCAAAGAAUAUAUAUAUAUAUAUAUAUAUAUAUAUAUAUAUAUA